Teleopsis dalmanni is the source of this 720-nucleotide messenger RNA. RefSeq lists its product as uncharacterized. Gene Ontology annotation, molecular function: nucleic acid binding. The record is from RefSeq and is a predicted model, not a curated record. The transcript has a single exon. Lineage: Eukaryota; Metazoa; Arthropoda; Insecta; Diptera; Diopsidae. Bases 1 to 720 code for a protein of 239 amino acids. Gene Ontology annotation, biological process: DNA integration.
AUGGGAUAUAUGCCAAGCCACAGAAUAAAUGUAUCCCAUCCUUUCGAACACACAGGGAUUGACUAUGCCGGACCCAUAUAUAUGAAGUGCUCAAAAGGUCGUGGUCAAAAAUCAUUCAAAGGCUAUAUUUCAGUAUUUAUAUGCAUGUCUACUAAAGCAAUUCAUUUAGAAGCAGUAAGCGAUUUAUCAACAGAAGCAUUCAUGGCUGCAUUAAAAAGAUUCUUUUCGAGACGUGGGAAAAGUGCACAUCUAUAUUCAGAUAAUGGUACUAAUUUUAUUGGUGCAUUAAAAAGACUAGACAAAGAAUUUGGAAAUGCAAUCAAAAAUAAUACAUCAAUAGUUCAAAUUCUCGCAACUGAAAAAAUAGAAUGGCAUUUUAUUCCGCCGGCAAGCCCGCACUUCGGCGGUAUUUGGGAAGCAACAGUAAAAUCUACAAAAUACCAUUUAAAACGAGUAAUAGGUGAGACAAAGCUUACGUUUGAAGAAAUGACAACAUUUUUAUAUCAGACAGAGGCAGUUUUAAACUCAAGACCACUCUGCUAUGUAAACAGCGGAAUUGAUAGCAUUGAUGUUUUGACACCAGGACAUUUUCUAAUUGGGCGACCACUAUUAAACGAACCAGAAGCAGAAAUCAAAGAAAAAAUAAAUCUAGUAAACCGCUGGGAACUAUUACAGAAAAUGAAAUCAGAUUUUUGGAAGAAGUGGAAAAAGAAUAUGUGA